AAUCGUCAUAAAAUGGUAUAUUAUUCCCAACUCAGGUAUUUACAGUGCAUUUUCCUUCUUCUAAUAUUUCUGGAUGUUGAGCCACACCCGAUACCCAAAUACAACACCAAAUCUGAUGGCUUUGUCACGCAUGUUAUCAAUUCAGAGGUGCAAAUUCUGGACAAUGAAAUACCUGGAUACUUCCACUUUAACCUGCCCGAUGGAGGAUACAUACGGGUGAUUUAUCAUGUGGAUAAGUACGGAUUUUAUACCGAAACUUUGCCCUGACAUAUGUUUUUUUUGCUGGGAGUGUUUGUCUGCAGUUUUGCUAUAAUUGGAAACCAGAUUUAUUCC
Molecule: messenger RNA, 333 nt
Organism: Drosophila teissieri
Lineage: Eukaryota; Metazoa; Arthropoda; Insecta; Diptera; Drosophilidae
Exons: 2
Coding region: 13-267 (84 amino acids)
Source: RefSeq, a predicted model, not a curated record